CGCCCUACAGUGCUGACAUCAUCUCGCCGCGCCGCGAUCGCUCAUUAACAGGCGCUGUGAACAGCGAUUCAUCACUUGUUUUCUUACAAUAUUGGAUUAAAAUGGCUGUAGAAUCAAGGGUCACACAAGAGGAAAUCAAAAAAGAGCCAGAAAAGCCAGUGGACAGAGAGAAGACAUGCCCUCUUCUUCUCAGAGUGUUCACCACCAACAAUGGAAGGCAUCAUCGCAUGGACGAGUUUGCCCGGGGGAAUGUACCAUCUAGCGAGCUUCAGAUUUACACCUGGAUGGAUGCUACUUUGAAGGAACUGACAAGCUUGGUGAAGGAAGUUUAUCCGGAAGCGCGGAAGAAGGGCACACAUUUUGGGUUUGCAAUAGUAUACCCAGACCCUAAACGACAAAUCUACAGGGUUAAAGAGAUUGGCAAUACAGUAUCGGGACGCAAAGGUGCAGAUGAUUCCAUGACGCUUCAGUCUCAACGCUUUCAGAUCGGAGAUUACCUUGACAUCGCAAUCACUCCGCCUAACCGUGCACCACCUCUCCAAGGACGCAUGAGACCCUACUAAAACAAGACUUGCCUGCAUUUAAACAAAGGGUGAAUGUCUGUCUGGAAAUCUGCCUUCCUGUAGAGUUUAGUUCAAACCCUGCCUGUGCUUCUCAGGCAAACCUCAAUUAGGUUUGAUUAGCUGGUUCAGUGUUUAAGCCAGAACUAAACUCUGCAGGAAGGUUGAUCUCCAGCACCAGGAUAGGGCAUAUCUUGAGGAUUGGAAGUUAUAUAGAUAAUCUUUUUCAUAUAUUUUAUGUUCUUCAUGGGGUUUUAUACCAGGUCUACCUUUUUAGUUUUAGUCCUGUUACCAUGAUUCCCAUAAAAUGUUGAAUAAAUGUUUUUUUUUUCAGUA
Messenger RNA from Onychostoma macrolepis, 896 nucleotides. RefSeq names its product Sin3A-associated protein (gene sap18). Gene Ontology annotation, biological process: negative regulation of DNA-templated transcription. Bases 102 to 563 code for a protein of 153 amino acids. Lineage: Eukaryota; Metazoa; Chordata; Actinopteri; Cypriniformes; Cyprinidae. The record is from RefSeq and is a predicted model, not a curated record. Gene Ontology annotation, cellular component: nucleus. Gene Ontology annotation, molecular function: transcription factor binding; transcription corepressor activity. The transcript has 4 exons.